Molecule: messenger RNA, 1583 nt
Organism: Naegleria gruberi
Lineage: Eukaryota; Heterolobosea; Eutetramitea; Acrasida; Naegleriidae
Exons: 2
Coding region: 55-1548 (497 amino acids)
Source: RefSeq, a predicted model, not a curated record
AGCUGACAGAUAAGAGACCAUCGUCUAAACACAUUUCUCUUCUUCUGUAAAAAUAUGGAUUUUCUCAAUGGAAGCACAUCGAGUGUGCCUAACUUGGUACUCAUUGCUUGUAUAGCAAUCAUUCCCAUUGUUCUUUUUGUUGGUGCUGUUCUCUUUAUUAUUUUCUUCUCAAGUCCAGCCGAUAGGUUCCAAGGAAUAUUCCCCAAAAUUAUAUGUGUAUUUGGAAUGACGUUUGCAGGGUGUAUACUAUUGAUCAUUCCAUUCGAUGCUUGGAAUACUAGAUAUAAAGGAGGAAUAGGAAGUGCUUUGGAAAUUAUUUGGCAAGUUUUGUUUGGCGUUGUCGGAUUGUUGGUUUGCCUUGUUAUUCCAUGGGCACUCAUCUAUUAUGAAUCCUAUGAUGAAGAUAAAGCUGGUACACCAAAAGGUUUCCUUCGUCAAUGCCUCUGUGGUUUGAUUGGUUCUCUCAUCACUUUUGGAUUGUGUGCAUUGAUUAUUGGUGUCACUUAUAUUUGGUUGGGUAUUGCCCGAAUUGAUGUGAAAGAGUAUACAGGUUACUAUGUUGCUGAUGAUAGAAUUUCUGCAUAUUCUCUAUUGCCUGAUAAACCCAGUCAGUAUGGUACUACUUUUGAUGUGAGAAUGUCAUUCCUGGUUUACCUUAUUGCCUUGUUAAGUUUGGCUGGUUGGUUUUGCUUACUAAUUUGUGGUGGUUGUGGCCUGACAGCUGUUCCUCUAGAAUUGAUAUUGUGGUUCGUUUAUCGUCCAAAGAAGAUUUCCAAGUCUGAAUUUAUUGAACAACAAAAGAAAUAUGCUGCACGUGCCCACAAAUUGAUUGAAAUUGGUAAGAGAUUGGAUGAUUUGAGAAAACAACCUGGUAAUCGUGCCAAACCAAAAUCUAUUCGUAGUUACCGUGCCUUUAAGGAUGCUGUCUAUCAAUUGGAUGAUGAUUUCAAGAAGGUCAAGACUGCCUUUGAAAGAGGAGGUGGUUGGAUUGUUUUGUACAUUUUCUCAUUGGGUUUAGGUAUCGUUUUGGCAAUUAUUACAGUUUUGUGGAUUGUUCACUUGAUUGUUUACACACUUCCAACUGUUCCAUUGUGGGGAGGUCUUAAUCAAUUCUACAUUUGGUUCGAUACUGCUUUCCCACUUUUCGGUAUGCUUUUGUACAGUAUUUUCGCAUUCUAUUUAUUGUUCAGUAUUUUGGCCGGAAACAUUUUGAUUGCUGGUAGAAUUCCAAUUUGUUCAGUUUAUCCAAUUAGAUGGAAGGAUACUUUUACUAGUAGUUUCCUUUUCAACACUGGAUUAUUAUUGCUAGGUUCUUUAACAGUUGUACAAUUCUGUGCCUCAACUUUUGAAGCUUACGUCCAAAAUUCAGUUAUUGACUCAAUGAUGAAUACCUAUGUCAAACACAUUCUUGGUCUUGGAUAUGUAUUCCAAUAUUUGGAUAAGAUCUUCUUUGGUUUUAUUUUCCUUGGUUUCUUCUUGGCUAUUUGUAACAUUGCUAUCAAACAAAGAAAGUCAGAAAAGGAAAUUGAAGCCAUCCUUAACAGCUAAGCUUUGUAAUAAAAUAAAAGAUUUUCUAAGGUCGC